Cyprinodon variegatus (sheepshead minnow) is the source of this 1974-nucleotide messenger RNA. RefSeq names its product protein SSUH2 homolog (gene ssuh2.1). NCBI's taxonomy places the organism in Eukaryota, Metazoa, Chordata, Actinopteri, Cyprinodontiformes, Cyprinodontidae. The transcript is spliced from 11 exons. Bases 78 to 1046 code for a protein of 322 amino acids. The record is from RefSeq and is a predicted model, not a curated record.
GCGCAGCUUUACUUUAUCUUGUUGUUUUCCUUCUUGGCGGAGGUUUAUUUGCGUUCUGGGCAGGUCCAUCAGAAAAAAUGGACGAGAUGGACGAAGACCUCGAAAAAUUUGAUCCCAACAUACCUGAAGAGGGACCAUCAGCGCCCCCUCCUGGCUGGCUGGAGGACAUACAUGGAUACCAGGGCAAUAAUAAAGGAGGUCCGGAGGAUGAAGAGCCGUUGUACCCCCCGCCCCCUGCCUAUAACCCCCAACCUGAACUCAACAGGAGCACUUCAGUCCCCAACAUCAGAGUCCCGUCGGUGUCGGAGGACGUGGCCCGAGAAGCUCUGCUCAAGUUCGUGGAAUCCAAAUGGAAGUACAGCUCCAAACCGGCCAGAAACCUCACGUUCAAAACUCUCAAACCCAUCACCGUUUACAGGUAUAGACUGGAGACCUACACUGAGACCAGAACCAGCGCCUGGCAGUUUGAGCCCUACAACGGUAAACCAUCACAACAAACUAGAAUAUAUCUGCCGUUCAGUUCGAAACGUUGCACUUUUUGCCAUGGCCAUGGUCGGGCAAGAAACAAACGCUGCACUCGCUGUCACGGACGAGGUCGCAAGAGGUGUUUGAGUUGCCGUGGGGACGGCUACAAGACAUGCUCCGUUUGUCACGGGGCCCAGAACCUGCUGCACUUCAUCCAGCUCACAGUCACAUGGAAAAACAACGUCAGUAACUUCAUUCCAGACCGUCAGCCGGACUUUCCAGACAAGAAGUUUGAGAAGGUGUCUGGAGACCCGUUCUUUAUUGAUGAGAAUGUACUGGUUUAUCCAAUCGUAGGUUUCCCUGAUCAGGAGAUCUGUGACGUCUCAACAAAACUGAUAAACGAGCAUCUUUGUCGCUUCACUUCCACCAGUCGCAUCCUCCAACAGCGUCAGACCAUCGAGCUGGUGCCCCUCACUCACGCUCUUUACUGGUACAGUGGGAAGGACUAUGGCUUCUAUGUCUACGGAGUGGAAAACAAGGUUUUUACCUCCAAAUAUCCAACUUCCUGUAGUAUUUUAUAAGCUAACCGUGGCAGCAACAGACAUAUAUAUGUACUCAUAAUCACCAUUUACCAUCCACUAUAUAUGCAGCCUAUUUGUGAAAGGCAGUUAUGAAGUAAUUUUGGAAGAUCUAAACCUCAAAAAUGACCUUCGAUUCAGAUCAGAAUGAGACGAAUCAGGUUUGGAGCUUUGAAUGAAUAGGGUGAGAGCAGAACAAACACCAGAGACUGCAGACACAUGCUGCGCCUUAUUUAUAAAAUUAUGAAGAGAUUUUAAGGAUGUUGUUACCAAAGCUCUGCCUCAUGCCAAAGAACAAUUCAUUAGAAUGUGGUUAUGAUCCAUUUUAUGUAUUUGUAAAUCACAAACUUGCUGCUUGGUUAAGGUCUGUGCUCUCGUGCUUUUUCUAUUUCAUUGUAUUUCAGUUAGAAAAUAACUACACAGCACCACAUUUAUAGAGAGUCAUGUUUAUUUCAUUAUUUGUGAUAUGUAUAUUAUCAUGUAUGCAGAUGAUACUGCUUUGUUCACUCAUGGGAAAAGUGCUAUAGAAGUGGCCAUGAGAUGAACAGAGGAAAUGAAUAAGGUGCCUGAUUAGUAGCAGAACUCUUGUCUGAUAUUGAACACAGAAAAUAUUUUUUGCAAUGUUUUUUAAGAAACUGCUGAUAAAUUAUAAAUUGUCCAAAUUUUCAUAUGAAAGGAACAAAAAUUAUAACUCUGUGAAUUUACCAAAUUAGUCGUCACUCUACCCGGUGUUGACUUAAAAAGAAAAAAAAUGUUAAGAACCUAAGAAAAUCUAUAAAAUUACAUCUGGCAAAUUUCAGGUAUAUACAAGCCUCCCAUAUAUUACGGAAGAUGAUUAGGGCCACUGAAAAAAAAAAGUUUACUGAUUUUAAAAUUUUAUUUCAAUUUACAAUUGAAAAAAAGUCAGAAUUCUGACUUUUUUGUCAGAAUU